AUGGGCUUACUUCCCAACGUCUCGUCGUCUACAACCUACACUAUCCCCAUCACGUCUACCACAUUUAGCGAAUUCGCCAGCUACAAGUCCAAACAUUCACCGGCUCCAUCUCAAACCAUGUCUUCUGACGCCGACAUGGACUCAGACCCCUCCACUCCUCCAAAAUCAAAUAAUCCACCCUGUAUGUUCACAGUCGAACAAUUUCAGCUAGCAGCCUCAUCCCAAGAAACCGACAGCGAACCCUCCGACGUCUACAUCGUGCGUCCCACCGCGAUCUGGGACAGUCUCCAGCGCUUCAAAGAGGUUAUCAUCGACGACGAACGCUACCGCAUGCACGACGUCGUCGCCGCCGCCCGCCACGACCUCCCCAACUCCCCCCUCUGGACCGCCCACGUCCUCGAGAUCCGCGGCCACACACCGUCCGGCCAGGUCUCGAUCCGGGUCUUCUGGUUCCACCGACCCGCGCAGCUUCCCCCCUCGCUCCGCCACCCCUACCAAGGCCGCCACGAGCUCCUGGCCUCCAACGCCAUGGCCGUCAUCGACGCAACGGCCGUGGCCGGCCGGACGGCCGUGUCGCACUGGCGCGAAGCGGACGAGGCCGUGCCGGCCGCGGGUCUUUUCUGGAGGCAGACGUACGACGUCCAGGCGCAGGCGCUGAGCCCACUCCACACCCCCUGCCCACCCCCCUGCAUCCUGCACCACAACCCCGACGAAACACUAAUCAGCUGCCCCUCGCCCGGCUGCGACGCGCGCAUGCACGAGUCGUGCAUCCUCGACGCCACUCGCUCCCGGCUGCAGGCGGACGCGGAAGCCGAAGCCGGCGGGAAAGGGAAGAAGAAGAAGAAGAAGAAGAAGAAGAAGAAAGCGAAAAAGGGAAAGGGGGGUCCGUCUUUGGAAGUGGAAGUGGAAUGGAUGGACGAACCCUCCGAGGGCUACGGUGCUCCGGUUACGGAAGGACCGGUGGAGCCAGGUGGACGGGACGGGCAUUUUUGGCUGGAGGAGGUGUAUUGUUUGGGUUGCGGGGGCGUGAUGGAGGUGAGGGUGUCUUGA
Letharia columbiana is the source of this 1050-nucleotide messenger RNA. RefSeq lists its product as uncharacterized. Bases 1 to 1050 code for a protein of 349 amino acids. Gene Ontology annotation, molecular function: chromatin binding. The transcript is spliced from 3 exons. Lineage: Eukaryota; Fungi; Ascomycota; Lecanoromycetes; Lecanorales; Parmeliaceae. The record is from RefSeq and is a predicted model, not a curated record.